Messenger RNA from Jaculus jaculus (lesser Egyptian jerboa), 2449 nucleotides. RefSeq names its product leucine rich repeats and guanylate kinase domain containing (gene Lrguk). Gene Ontology annotation, cellular component: cytosol. Gene Ontology annotation, molecular function: GMP kinase activity; protein binding. Lineage: Eukaryota; Metazoa; Chordata; Mammalia; Rodentia; Dipodidae. The coding region runs from base 17 to 2449 and encodes 810 amino acids. The transcript has 20 exons. The record is from RefSeq and is a predicted model, not a curated record.
UCUCCAGAGAUGGAAAAUGUUCUCCCUGCAGUCCAUCUUGGGCCUUCCACGCCCGGGAGCCCAAUCGUUCUUGCUGGGCUCGGGCAGAGAGCUCUCCUCUCGUUGGCCUUCCUUCCCCAUGGGGCAGAGGCCGAAAGGGACUUUCCAAAUAACCUCCAACCUGCUGCAGCAGCUCAUCCACAGCGCUCAGGAGCUAGAAGAAGCCGAGCAGCUGGGCGAAGGGGCAUCCUCAGAGUCCUCGCAGUCCGAGAUGCCGAAUUUGGAGGAGGAAUUUGAUGGGGUCCUGAGAGAAGAGGCUGUGGCCAAGGCACUCCAUGAAUUGGGGCGCUCAGGCCCUGGGACUGAGCAGGUCUACCUCAACCUAAAUUUAUCACACCAUGAUUUAAUUGACAUUAGCAUUCUCUGUGAAUAUGUUCACUUACAGAAGUUGAAUCUUUCAGCCAACAAAAUUGAAGAUUUGUCUUGUGUGAGUUGCAUGCCUUAUCUUCUAGAACUUAAUGCUUCUCAAAAUAAACUGACUACAUUCUUCAAUUUCAUGCCACCCAAAAAUCUCAAGAGGGUGGAUUUUUCCUCCAACAAAAUUUCUGAAAUGGGUGAUCUGUCUGCAUACCAUGCUCUCACUCAGCUAAUUUUGGACAACAAUGAGAUAGAAGAAAUUGGUGGACUGGAGAUGUGCAUCAGCCUAACUCACCUGAGCUUGACUGGCAACAAGAUCAAGACAAUCAGUGGCUUAAAUGCAUUACCCAUCAAAAUCCUUUCUCUGAGCAAUAAUCAGAUUGAGGUGAUCACGGGUUUGGAGGACCUGAGAACCCUGCAGAGCCUGGACCUGUCCCACAAUCAGAUCAGCAGCCUCCAGGGCUUGGAGAACCACGACCUGCUAGAAGUGAUCAACCUAGAAGACAACAAGAUUGCUGAGCUGGGUGAAAUAGAAUACAUUGAAAAUCUUCCUAUCCUUCGAAUUCUCAAUCUUCUGAGAAAUCCAGUUCAGGAAAAAUCUGAAUACUGGCUCUUCGUAAUCUUUAUGCUACUGCGGCUGACGGAAUUGGAUCAAAAGAAGAUUAAAGUGGAAGAAAAGGUCUCAGCAGUGAAUAAAUAUGACCCUCCCCCUGAAGUGGUGGCAGCCCAGGAUCACAUGACCCAUGUUGUCAACAGCAUGAUGCAGCCACAGAGGAUCUUUGACAGCACUCUCCCCAGUCUGGACACCCCCUAUCCCAUGCUGAUACUGGUUGGUCCACAAGCCUGUGGGAAGCGAGAGCUUGCACAACGCCUCUGCAGACAGUUUAAUACUUACUUCAGAUACGGGGCCUGCCACACCACAAGACCACCUUACUUUGGAGAAGGGGAUCGAGUUGAUUAUCAUUUUAUCUCUCAAGAAGUUUUUGAUGAAAUGCUGAGCAUGGGGAAAUUCAUUCUAACAUUUAAGUAUGGCAAUCACAGUUAUGGAUUAAAUAGGGACACAGUAGAAGGUAUUGCCAGAGAUGGGUUAGCAAGCUGCAUUCAUAUGGAAAUAGAAGGUGUAAGAAGUUUGAAAUAUUCCUAUUUUGAGCCUCGAUAUAUCUUGGUGGUGCCUAUGAACAAGGAAAAGUAUGAGGGCUACUUAAGGAGGAAAGGAUUAUUCAGUCGUGCAGAAAUUGAAUUUGCUGUCUCCAGAGUGGACCUUUAUGUUAAAAUUAAUCAGAAAUUCCCAGGCUACUUUGAUGCAGUGAUCAAUGCAGAUGAUCUGGAUGUUGCCUACCAGAAGCUGAGUGAGCUCAUUAGAGAAUAUCUGGGAUUGACUGAGGAACCUGAUAAGACUUUGGCUCCAACCACAGAUAUUGAAAAAUCUCACAAGCAAUCUGGAGACUAUCAUAGGGAGAGUGAUGCUCGAAGGACGAGUGAAUUCUUGGAUUCAACAGACAGAAACUACUUCGUUAAAUUGUGGGCCAAACUUUCAGCCAAAAAGUCACCAGUGGAAAGAGAUUCUCUGUACAGACAGCAUGAGACUGCCCGGCAGGCACUCAUGGGAAAGACACCUCCUGAUCACAUGCUACUGUUUGGAAGGGGUCUAGUACAGGUACCUGCGGUCACCAGUCUACAGUAUUUUUCAGCAUUAGAGGAAAUGCAGAAAAAUGUUGAGCUCUAUGAAGAUUAUUUUAAAUUACCCUUGGUAUCACAUCCUGAAAAAAGCCAGGAUGUGUCCACUAGAUAUUCUACAUUAUUCCACCCUUGUCCGUGGUCAAAAGAAUAUCCUUUUCAACAUCCAGAGGGCGGUGCUUCAAGCCCCAGAUCCAGUGGCAGCGCUGGUGAGAUGGAUAAGGUCUUAACAGGUCUGGACUCAGGGAAAUGCCAGGAGCAGCACAGCCAGAGGGAAGCUGAGGCAGGGUCUUCAGGGACAGUCACUGGAUCUGUAGGUUUUAAGGCUUCUGGAUUCCCAGGAGCCAAGAAUGAGCAGAAAUUCAGAACCUCUUAA